Messenger RNA from Puccinia graminis f. sp. tritici CRL 75-36-700-3, 963 nucleotides. RefSeq lists its product as uncharacterized. The record is from RefSeq and is a predicted model, not a curated record. Gene Ontology annotation, cellular component: nucleus. The transcript is spliced from 6 exons. Bases 1 to 963 code for a protein of 320 amino acids. NCBI's taxonomy places the organism in Eukaryota, Fungi, Basidiomycota, Pucciniomycetes, Pucciniales, Pucciniaceae.
AUGCAGUAUUUGGACUAUUGCUGCGGACUUGUGGAUGAAUGCUAUGACUGUCUGCAAAUCCAAGCAAAAGCAUCCACAAACCAAUCGACUUUACCGUCAGUGGGACAGCGCCUACAUCGACUCCACUCGAACCAUCACGAACAAAGCAGAAGCAAACGCAAAGAUACCCAGGAAUCAUGCCCAACAAUCGAACCUGACGAAUCAAAAAAAUUUGGCCGGUUGGAUGUUGUGAUGAUCUUUCGCUCGGAAAAACAAAUCAUUGUUCAACCUCUCAUGGUGAAGACGACCAAGGCCUUACAAAGCAAAAAAGGGAAAGCAGUUCUUUCGAAACUGCAUCCACAUUCCAGACGAGCCAAACAAAUCACCAGAAUCGCUUUGCGCGACGAUAAGUUGGCGCUGAAUAAGAAAGAAAAGAAGAAGCUUGGGAACGCGUUAACGAGCCGAUUGAUAUGGUUCAUCGAAGCGAACAAACAAGAAGCCAGAACGAAAGACCCCUCGGGCCAACCCGCCCUCCCGAUCCCUUCAGCCGACCUAUCGACCCUACACGUCCUGAUCACCAGCUUCAUCGCUCGAAAUUCAUCCCUGAUCAACGAAGAAACCUCCAAACGAACCAAACACUUCUCCAACCGACCUAAAUCUACCGCGCUUGAAAAACUCGAAUCGUUACGUCGCUCGGAAUUAAUCGAAUAUUCUACAAACGGCUUCUUGAUACCGGAUCUACGGACGGCGGAGAAUCUGAAGUUGCUAGACCAAUGGAAGGAUGAACACCGAUGUGACCGCUCCUUCCUCGCCCGAGUCAAGCUGAUCCGACUGUUCAAAGAUGAGCCGACAAGGGUGAUGGAGGAACAACGAGGAGCAACUGACUCCUUCCGGCUCGACGCUGGCCUCCCAACACCCGAUGACGACGACGACGACGACGAUGAUGAUGAUGAGGAUGUCCAGCUCAUUGAGGUUGAUGAAUGA